AUGGAAGUGACCAAGUCAUUAUGGAUUGUUCUCAUUGUAACUGCUUUUAUGGAUGUUGUUCUUGGAGAUCAUUGUUAUCAGAAUGACAUAUUUAAGGAGAACUUUAACAGUAACUUCAGAAGCACUGAGUAUGAUUUUGUGACAUCAAAUAAUGAGAAUGUCUGCAGUACCUGGGGUAAUGGAUAUGUAAAUACAUUUGAUGGGUAUUUUUAUAAUGGCAAAGGAAACUGCACAUACAUUUUUACUAAACAGUGUCACGUACCAAACGAAGAUUUUGAAAUACUUGUCAAACGUAACACAAACAGCCUUAAACCUAUGAUAGAACAAAUUUUCAUGAAGCUUUUUUACAUCAUGAUUGAAGCCAACAUAACUGGAAUAUAUGUCAAUGGGAAACAAAUUGAUAUUCCCUAUAGAAGCUCAAAUUUGGAUAUAGAUGAUGAAGGUUUGGAUAUAGUGUUUUCUAUAAAUGGCAUAAGAGUGCAGUGGAACACAUUGGAUUCUCUCCAGGUAGAGAUACCAGAAAGAUACAGAAAUCAAACCUGUGGCUUAUGUGGAGACUUUAAUGGAUUUAAAUAUUUCAAUGAGGGUUUCAAAGAAGGGGACCAGGCAAGCAUAAAUGCAUUUUUGGAUAAAUACAUAGCAGAUAUUCCAGGAGAAGUUUGUGUGAACAACAUCGUUCCACUUUUACCUACAUGCAAUUUUGUUAAUGAAACAUGUAGAAAUAUAUUGCAGAGUCCUGAACUGGCUGACUGUGCGGCACGCUAUGAUUUCAAUCCCUACCUUGAGAUCUGUGAAAAGGACAGUUGUGCUUGUAACAGUAGUAAAUCUCAGGCUGUAUUUUGCAUUUGUAGUACCUUGACUGAAUUUGCCAAACAGUGUGCUAAUGCUCAAGGAAAGCCUGAAAACUGGAGGAACCCAGGGCUAUGUGAAAUAGCAUGCCCACCUACUUUGACAUACAAAGAAUGUGGUUCAGCUUGUGAGAAGACCUGCAGCAAUCAAGAGCCAGGGGCUUGUGUAAAAAAAUGUGUCAGCGGUUGCUUUUGCCCGAAUGGCACUGUAUUUGAUGAUAUUAGUGAUAAAGGAUGUAUUCCACCAUCUCAAUGCAACUGCAAGUACUCAGGAAACAUCUACCCUACAGGGGCAGAAUUGAUUCAACAAUGUGAAAACUGUACCUGCUUUGAGGGACUAUGGAAAUGUAUAUCUAAGCCGUGCUCUGGCUCCUGUGCAAUUGAAGGUGGAUCUCAUAUAACAACGUUUGAUCAGAGGAGAUACAACUUUCAUGGAAGAUGUUCCUAUGUCCUUUCGCAGUUGUGUACUAUAUCUUUAUUUGCUGUUCAUGGAGAAAUAAAGUUAUGUGAUGGCAGUGAGUUUGAGACUUGUCUAUCAAAAAUCAUUCUGAAAAUUAAGAACCCUAAAACAGAACUAGAAAUCAGAAGCACUGGAGAAAUUACAUUAAACCAUGUACACAUUAAUUUACCAUAUGCCAAUGAUAACGUGACUAUUUUCAAGCCAACUUCAUUUUACAUAAUUGUAAAUACCAACAUUGGUCUUCAAUUGGAAAUUCAGCUCAUACCUAUAAUGCAAGUUUAUAUACAUUUAGAAAGUUCUUACUUUGGCCUUACAUGUGGUCUAUGUGGAAAUUUCAAUGAUAAACAAAUUGAUGACUUUAUUGUACCAAAUGGGAUGUCACUGCAAGAUUUGGACCCUUUCACACAUUCAUGGAGAAAUGAUCAAACUUGCCCAAAAGCCCCUAUUGAUGUACUCGAUCCAUGUUCCAUAAACAUACAGAAAGAGUCAUAUGCUUCGCUGUGGUGCUCCAAGUUAAAUUCCAAAGAUGAGAUUUUUGCUGUGUGUCAUCCAGCUGUCAAUCCAGCUGUCUUCCAUCAGAAAUGCUUGUAUGACACUUGUUUGUGUAAAAAUUCGGAGAACUGUUUGUGUGCAGCAAUUUCAAGUUACGUCCGAGCUUGCACUGAGCGUGGGGUCAUUAUUAAGGGCUGGAGAAAACAUAUGUGCAACAAAUACAGCAAUAGCUGCAAAUCUUCAAGGAUUUAUCAGGAAAAUGUCCACACAUGCCAACCUACUUGCCUAUCUCUGAGUGUGUCAGAUAGAUCAUGCACAGUGGAAUUCACUCCCAUUGAUGGCUGCAUCUGUAAAGAGGGAUUGUACUUGACAAAGCAUGAUCAAUGUGUACUUCAAAGUGAAUGUCAUUGUUACCACAUGGGAAUGUAUUAUAACCCAGGAGAAAAAGUAAACAGGAAUGGCAUUGAGUGUGUCUGCAUAAAUGGGAAGUUACAAUGUGACUACAGUACCCUGCAAAAAACAAAUUGUACUGCACCCAUGGUUUUCUUAAACUGUUCUAAUGAACCUGAGGGCUCUACAGGAAUUGAGUGUUUAAAGAGCUGUCAAAGUUUAAACGUAGACUGUUACAGCAAUGAGUGUGUGUCGGGUUGUAUCUGUCCUCAAAAUAUGUUGUCCGAUGGCAAAGGAGGAUGUGUUUCUAAUGAUAAAUGUACCUGUUUUCAUAACGACAAGAUUUAUGACCACAAUACUAAAGCUAAGAUCGGCUGCAAUAUGUGUACCUGUAAUAACCGUAAAUGGGUCUGUGAAAACCAAGGAUCCUUGGCUCAAUGCUUGGUUUAUGGAGAAGGAAAUUAUAUAACUUUUGACCAAAGGCAUUACCGAUAUAGCGGACAAUGUGAAUAUACCUUGGUUCAGGAUUUCUGCGGCAAUAGUAUAAAGAAUGGAACAUUUCGCAUUAUUUCUGAAAACACCAAAUGCAGUGAUACUGGUUCAACUUGUUCAAAGACUGUCAAAUUGUUUUUCGAUGACUACACUCUUCAAUUAACAAAUGGAAAAGCAAAAAUAUCCAGUCAAGGGGAAGCAGUAGAGUCACCAUUUCAGAUCCAGAAUACUAGUCUGUAUUUGGUCAUUAAUGUUAGGAAUGGAUUGGUCCUGGUUUGGGAUAAAAAAACAGGUCUUACUAUUAAGGUCCCAUCAAAUUUUCAACAUACUGUCUGUGGACUUUGUGGAAAUUACGAUGGCAAUUCAAACAAUGAUUUUAAUACCAGAGGACACUGCACUGUAGAAGAUGUAAUAGAAUUUGGUAAUAGCUGGAAACUGUUACCAUCAUGUCCCGAAACUGAAAUCAUGAUAGAACCCUGUGAGAUUAACCCUCACCGAAAACCAUGGGCUCAAAGACAGUGUAGCAUCAUCCUGAGUGACACAUUCAAACCCUGCCAUUCUGAGGUCGAUCCUACUAGCUACUAUGAUGCAUGCGUUAAAGAUUCCUGUGCCUGUGAUGAAGGAGGGGAUUGUGAUUGUUAUUGUACAGCCAUAGCAAUGUAUGCUCAGACAUGUCUCUCCCAUUGUAUCUGUGUUGAGUGGAGAACCCCAUACCGUUGUCCUGUGUUCUGUGACUAUUAUAAUCAGGAAGGCAAAUGUGAGUGGCAUUAUAAAGCUUGUGGAGCCAACUGCCUGAAGACCUGCAGAAACCCAUCUGGAAAUUGUUUAUCUGAACCAGUCAAAGUAGAAGGGUGUUAUCCUCAAUGCCCUAGUGAUAAGCCUUUCUUUGAAGAAAUUACUAUGGACUGUGUAGCUCAGUGUGGCUGCUAUGAUCAAAUGGGAUACUACUAUAAGCCAGGAGAAAAAAUUGUAUCCUGCAAUAACUGUGAAAUCUGUAACUGCACAACCAAUGGCAUCCAGUGUGAAUAUAAUGUGCAUGCCUGUUACUGUGAAUACAAUGGAAACAUUUAUGCCUACAAUGAAACAAUCUUUAUUAAAGACGUUGGAAAGGGAAUUUGCCUUGUCCGUGUAUGUAGUGUCAAUGGUACAACAACUGACUACACCAUAUUUUGUGGAACUUCAACAACUAGAGCAACUCAAACAUCCACAGUAACUAUAACUUUUCCAAAAAGCACAACUACUUUCACACCACCAACGACAACAAAAUGUGUUUGCUACUUUAACAACAAGACAUAUAAUGCAGAUUCUGUAAUAUUUUAUAACUAUGAAAACAAUACCAACUGUGGAUAUAGAGUUAUAUGUGACAAAUUUUGUCAAAUAAAAACAGAACUAUUGCCAUGUCCAACUAGCACUACAAAAAGAAUCACUACAGCAACGAGUACUAAACCAACAACCACUACACCUUCUACCACUUCCUUAAGCACAAAACCAUCUACUACAUCUUCAGCUAGUAGUACAUCCACAAGUGUUAAAACAUCAGCAAGCUCUCUGACUUCUAGAAGUACAGCUCCAUCAACAACAGCGACAUCCACUACUAAAAUUACAAGUAGUACCUCAACAGCAUCCACCACAAGACCUUCUACCACUUCUGUAAGCACAAAAUCAAUUACUUCAUCUACAGCCAGUAGCACACCCACAUCCACAAGUGUAAAAACAUCCCAAAGCUCUUUGACAUCAAGAAGUACAGCUCCAUCAACAACAGCACCAUUCACUACUACUAAAAUUACAACAAGUAGUACGCCAUCAACAACCACCACUAAACCUUCUACCACUAAACCCUCUACCACUUCUGUAAGCACAAGAUCAACUACUUCAUCUACAGCCAGUACCACAGCCACAUCCACAAGUGUUAAAACAUCACAAAGCUCUUUGACUUCUAGAAGUACAGCUACAUCAACAACAGCACCAUCCACUACUACCAAAAUUACAACAAGUAGUACCCCAUCAACAACCACCACUAAACCUUCUACCACUUCUGUAAGCACAAGAACGACCACUUCAUCUACAGCCAGUACCACAGCCACAUCCACAAGUGUUAAAACAUCACAAAGCUCUUUGACUUCAAGAAGUACAGCUCCAUCAACAACAGCGCCAUCCACUACUACCAAAAUUACAACAAGUAGUACCCCAUCAACAACCACCACUAAAUCUUCUACCACUUCUGUAAGCACAAGAUCGACUACUUCAUCUACAGCCAGUACCACAGUCACAUCCACAAGUGCUAAAACAUCACAAAGCUCUUUGACUUCUAGAAGUACAGCUCCAUCAACAACAGCGCCAUCCACUACUUCUAAAAUUACAACAAGUAGUACCCCAUCAACAACCACCACUAAACCUUCUACCACUUCUGUAAGCACAAGAUCGACUACUUCAUCUAAAGCCAGUACCACAGUCACAUCCACAAGUGCUAAAACAUCACAAAGCUCUUUGACUUCUAGAAGUACAGCUCCAUCAACAACAGCGCCAUCCACUACUACUAAAAUUACAAGUAGUACCCCAUCAACAACCACCACUAAACCUUCUACCACUUCUGUAAGCACAAGAUCGACUACUUCAUCUACAGCCAGUACCACGUCCACAAGUGUUAAAACAUCACAAAGCUCUUUGACUUCAAGAAGUACAGCUCCAUCAACAACAGCGCCAUCCACUACUACUAAAAUUACAACAAGUAGUACCCCAUCAACAACCACCACUAAACCUUCUACCACUUCUGUAAGCACAAGAUCGACUACUUCAUCUAAAGCCAGUACCACAGUCACAUCCACAAGUGCUAAAACAUCACAAAGCUCUUUGACUUCUAGAAGUACAGCUCCAUCAACAACAGCGCCAUCCACUACUACUAAAAUUACAAGUAGUACCCCAUCAACAACCACCACUAAACCUUCUACCACUUCUGUAAGCACAAGAUCGACUACUUCAUCUACAGCCAGUACCACGUCCACAAGUGUUAAAACAUCACAAAGCUCUUUGACUUCAAGAAGUACAGCUCCAUCAACAACAGCGCCAUCCACUACUACUAAAAUUACAACAAGUAGUACCCCAUCAACAACCACCACUAAACCUUCUACCACUUCUGUAAGCACAAGAUCGACUACUUCAUCUACAGCCAGUACCACAGUCACAUCCACAAGUGCUAAAACAUCACAAAGCUCUUUGACUUCUAGAAGUACAGCUCCAUCAACAACAGCGCCAUCCACUACUACUAAAAUAACAACAAGUAGUACCCCAUCAACAACCACCACUAAACCUUCUACUACUUCUGUAAGCACAAGAUCGACUACUUCAUCUACAGCCAGUACCACAGCCACAUCCACAAGUGUUAAAACAUCACAAAGCUCUUUGACUUCUAGAAGUACAGCUACAUCAACAACAGCACCAUUCACUACUACUAAAAUUACAACAAGUAGUACGCCAUCAACAACCACCACUAAACCUUCUACCACUAAACCCUCUACCACUUCUGUAAGCACAAGAUCAACUACUUCAUCUACAGCCAGUACCAGAGCCACAUCCACAAGUGUUAAAACAUCACAAAGCUCUUUGACUUCAAGAAGUACAGCUCCAUCAACAACAGCGCCAUCCACUACUACCAAAAUUACAACAAGUAGUACCCGAUCAACAACCACCACUAAACCUUCUACCACUUCUGUAAGCACAAGAACGACCACUUCAUCUACAGCCAGUACCACAGCCAAAUCCACAAGUGUUAAAACAUCACAAAGCUCUUUGACUUCUAGAAGUACAGCUACAUCAACAACAGCACCAUCUACUACUACUAAAAUUACGACAAGUAGUACCCCAUCAACAACCACCACUAAACCUACUACGACUUCUGUAAUCACAAAAUCAACUACUUCAUCUACAGCCAGUACCACAGCCACAUCCACAAGUGUUAAAACAUCACAAAGCUCUUUGACUUCAAGAAGUACAGCUCCAUCAACAACAGCGCCAUCCACUACUACCAAAAUUACAACAAGUAGUACCCAAUCAACAACCACCACUAAACCUUCUACCACUUCUGUAAGCACAAGAUCGACUACUUCAUCUACAGCCAGUACCACACCCACAUCCACAAGUGUUAAAACAUCACAAAGCUCUUUGACUUCUAGAAGUACAGCUCCAUCAACAACAGCGCCAUCCACUACUACUAAAAUAACAACAAGUAGUACCCCAUCAACAACCACCACUAAACCUUCUACCACUUCUGUAAGCACAAGAUCGACUACUUCAUCUACAGCCAGUACCACAGCCACAUCCACAAGUGUUAAAACAUCACAAAGCUCUUUGACUUCUAGAAGUACAGCUCCAUCAACAAUAGCGCCAUCCACUACUACUAAAAUCACAACAAGUAGUACCCCAUCAACAACCACCACUAAACCUUCUACCACUUCUGUAAGCACAAGAUCGACUACUUCAUCUACAGCCAGUACCACAGCCACAAGUGUUAAAACAUCACAAAGCUCUUUGACUUCAAGAAGUACAGCUCAAUCAACAACAGCGCCAUUCACUACUACUAAAAUUACAAGUAGUACCCCAUCAACAACCACCACUAAACCUUCUACCACUUCUGUAAGCACAAGAUCGACUACUUCAUCUACAGCCAGUGCCACGUCCACAAGUGUUAAAACAUCACAAAGCUCUUUGACUUCAAGAAGUACAGCUCCAUCAACAACAGCGCCAUCCACUACUACUAAAAUUACAAGUAGUACCCCAUCAACAACCACCACUAAACCUUCUACCACUUCUGUAAGCACAAGAUCAACUACUUCAUUUACAGCCAGUACCACAGCCACAUCCACAAGUGUUAAAACAUCCCAAAGCUCUUUGACUUCUAGAAGUACAGCUCCAUCAACAACAGCACCAUCCACUACUACUAAAAUUACAACAAGUAGUACCCCAUCAACAACCACCACUAAACCUUCUACCACUUCUGUAAGCACAAGAUCGACUACUUCAUCUACAGCCAGUACCACAACCACAUCCACAAGUGUUAAAACAUCACAAAGCUCUUUGACUUCUAGAAGUACAGCUCCAUCAACAACAGCGCCAUCCACUACUACUAAAAUUACAACAAGUAGUACCCCAUCAACAACCACCACUAAACCUUCUACCACUUCUGUAAGUACAAGAUCAACUACUUCAUCUACAGCCAGUACCACAGCCACAUCCACAAGUGUUAAAACAUCACAAAGCUCUUUGACAUCAAGAAGUACAGCUCCAUCAACAACAGCGCCAUCCACUACUACUAAAAUUACAACAAGUAGUACCCCAUCAACAACCACCACUAAACCUUCUACCACUUCUGUAAGCACAAGAUCGACUACUUCAUCUACAGCCAGUACCACAGUCACAUCCACAAGUGCUAAAACAUCACAAAGCUCUUUGACUUCUAGAAGUACAGCUCCAUCAACAACAGCACCAUCCACUACUACUAAAAUUACAACAAGUAGUACCCCAUCAACAACCACCACUAAACCUUCUACCACUUCUGUAAGCACAAGAUCGACUACUUCAUCUACAGCCAGUACCACAACCACAUCCACAAGUGUUAAAACAUCACAAAGCUCUUUGACUUCUAGAAGUACAGCUCCAUCAACAACAGCGCCAUCCACUACUACUAAAAUUACAACAAGUAGUACCCCAUCAACAACCACCACUAAACCUUCUACCACUUCUGUAAGUACAAGAUCAACUACUUCAUCUACAGCCAGUACCACAGCCACAUCCACAAGUGUUAAAACAUCACAAAGCUCUUUGACAUCAAGAAGUACAGCUCCAUCAACAACAGCACCAUUCACUACUACUAAAAUUACAACAAGUAGUACACCAUCAACAACCACCACUAAACCUUCUACCACUAAACCCUCUACCACUUCUGUAAGCACAAGAUCAACUACUUCAUCUACAGCCAGUACCACAGCCACAUCCACAAGUGUUAAAACAUCACAAAGCUCUUUGACUUCUAGAAGUACAGCUACAUCAACAACAGCACCAUCCACUACUACUAAAAUUACGACAAGUAGUACCCCAUCAACAACCACCACUAAACCUACUACGACUUCUGUAAUCACAAAAUCAACUACUUCAUCUACAGCCAGUACCACAGCCACAUCCACAAGUGUUAAAACAUCACAAAGCUCUUUGACUUCAAGAAGUACAGCUCCAUCAACAACAGCGCCAUCCACUACUACCAAAAUUACAACAAGUAGUACCCCAUCAACAACCACCACUAAACCUUCUACCACUUCUGUAAGCACAAGAUCGACUAGUACAUCUACAGCCAGUACCACACCCACAUCCACAAGUGUUAAAACAUCACAAAGCUCUUUGACUUCUAGAAGUACAGCUCCAUCAACAACAGCGCCAUCCACUACUACUAAAAUAACAACAAGUAGUACCCCAUCAACAACCACCACUAAACCUUCUACCACUUCUGUAAGCACAAGAUCGACUACUUCAUCUACAGCCAGUACCACAGCCACAUCCACAAGUGUUAAAACAUCACGAAGCUCUUUGACUUCUAGAAGUACAGCUCCAUCAACAACAGCGCCAUCCACUACUACUAAAAUUACAACAAGUAGUACCCCAUCAACAACCACCACUAAACUUUCUACGACUUCUGUAAGCACAAGAUCAACCACUUCAUCUGCAGCCAGUACCACAACCCCAUCCACAAGUGUUAAAACAUCACAAAGCUCUUUGACUUCUAGAAGUACAGCUCCAUCAACAACAGCGCCAUCCACUACUACUAAAAUUACAACAAGUAGUACCCCAUCAACAACCACCACUAAACUUUCUACGACUUCUGUAAGCACAAGAUCAACCACUUCAUCUGCAGCCAGUACCACAACCCGAUCCACAAGUGUUAAAACAUCACAAAGCUCUUUGACUUCUAGAAGUACAGCUCCAUCAACAACAGCGCCAUCCACUACUACUAAAAUUACAACAAGUAGUACGCCAUCAACAACCACCACUAAACCUUCUACCACUUCUGUAAGUACAAGAUCAACUACUUCAUCUACAGCCAGUACCACAGCCACAUCCACAAGUGUUAAAACAUCACAAAGCUCUUUGACAUCAAGAAGUACAGCUCCAUCAACAACAGCGCCAUCCACUACUACUAAAAUAACAACAAGUAGUACCCCAUCAACAACCACCACUAAACCUUCUACCACUUCUGUAAGCACAAGAUCGACUACUUCAUCUACAGCCAGUACCACAGCCACAUCCACAAGUGUUAAAACAUCACGAAGCUCUUUGACUUCUAGAAGUACAGCUCCAUCAACAACAGCGCCAUCCACUACUACUAAAAUUACAACAAGUAGUACCCCAUCAACAACCACCACUAAACUUUCUACGACUUCUGUAAGCACAAGAUCAACCACUUCAUCUGCAGCCAGUACCACAACCCCAUCCACAAGUGUUAAAACAUCACAAAGCUCUUUGACUUCUAGAAGUACAGCUCCAUCAACAACAGCGCCAUCCACUACUACUAAAAUUACAACAAGUAGUACCCCAUCAACAACCACCACUAAACUUUCUACGACUUCUGUAAGCACAAGAUCAACCACUUCAUCUGCAGCCAGUACCACAACCCGAUCCACAAGUGUUAAAACAUCACAAAGCUCUUUGACUUCUAGAAGUACAGCUCCAUCAACAACAGCGCCAUCCACUACUACUAAAAUUACAACAAGUAGUACGCCAUCAACAACCACCACUAAACCUUCUACCACUUCUGUAAGUACAAGAUCAACUACUUCAUCUACAGCCAGUACCACAGCCACAUCCACAAGUGUUAAAACAUCACAAAGCUCUUUGACAUCAAGAAGUACAGCUCCAUCAACAACAGCACCAUUCACUACUACUAAAAUUACAACAAGUAGUACGCCAUCAACAACCACCACUAAACCUUCUAGCACUAAACCCUCUACCACUUCUGUAAGCACAAGAUCAACUACUUCAUCUACAGCCAGUACCACAGCCACAUCCACAAGUGUUAAAACAUCACAAAGCUCUUUGACUUCUAGAAGUACAGCUCCAUCAACAACAGCGCCAUCCACUACUACUAAAAUUACAACAAGUAGUACCCCAUCAACAACCACCACUAAACCUACUACAACUUCUGUAAUCACAAAAUCAACUACUUCAUCUACAGCCAGUACCACAGCCACAUUCACAAGUGUUAAAACAUCACAAAGCUCUUUGACUUCAAGAAGUACAGCUCCAUCAACAACAGCGCCAUCCACUACUACCAAAAUUACAACAAGUAGUACCCCAUCAACAACCACCACUAAACCUUCUACCACUUCUGUAAGCACAAGAUCGACUACUUCAUCUACAGCCAGUACCACACCCACAUCCACAAGUGUUAAAACAUCACAAAGCUCUUUGACUUCUAGAAGUACAGCUCCAUCAACAACAGCGCCAUCCACUACUACUAAAAUAACAACAAGUAGUACCCCAUCAACAACCACCACUAAACCUUCUACCACUUCUGUAAGCACAAGAUCGACUACUUCAUCUACAGCCAGUACCACAGCCACAUCCACAAGUGUUAAAACAUCACAAAGCUCUUUGACUUCUAGAAGUACAGCUCCAUCAACAACAGCGCCAUCCACUACUACUAAAAUUACAACAAGUAGUACCCCAUCAACAACCACCACUAAACUUUCUACGACUUCUGUAAGCACAAGAUCAACCACUUCAUCUGCAGCCAGUACCACAACCCCAUCCACAAGUGUUAAAACAUCACAAAGCUCUUUGACUUCUAGAAGUACAGCUCCAUCAACAACAGCGCCAUCCACUACUACUAAAAUUACAACAAGUAGUACCCCAUCAACAACCACCACUAAACUUUCUACGACUUCUGUAAGCACAAGAUCAACCACUUCAUCUGCAGCCAGUACCACAACCCCAUCCACAAGUGUUAAAACAUCACAAAGCUCUUUGACUUCUAGAAGUACAGCUCCAUCAACAACAGCGCCAUCCACUACUACUAAAAUUACAACAAGUAGUACCCCAUCAACAACCACCACUAAACCUUCUACCACUUCUGUAAGCACAAGAUCGACUACUUCAUCUACAGCCAGUACCACAGCCACAUCCACAAGUGUUAAAACAUCACAAAGCUCUUUGACUUCAAGAAGUACAGCUCCAUCAACAACAGCACCAUCCACUACUACUAAAAUUACAACAAGUAGUACCCUAUCAACAACCACCACUAAACCUUCUACCACUUCUGUAAUCACAAGAUCGACUACUUCAUCUACAGCCAGUACCACAGCCACAUCCACAAGUGUUAAAACAUCACAAAGCUCUUUGACUUCUAGAAGUACAGCUCCAUCAACAACAACAGCACCAUCCACUACUACUAAAAUUACAACAAGUAGUACCCCAUCAACAACCACCACUAAACCUUCCACCACUUCUGUAAGCACAAGAUCAACUACUUCAUCUACAGCCAGUACCACAGCCACAUCCACAAGUGUUAAAACAUCACAAAGCUCUUUGACUUCAAGAAGUACAGCUCCAACAACAACAGCGCCAUCCACUACUACUAAAAUUACAACAAGUAGUACCCCAUCAACAACCACCACUAAACCUUCUACCACUUCUGUAAGCACAAUAUCGACUACUUCAUCUACAGCCAGUACCACAUCCACAAGUGUUAAAACAUCACAAAGCUCUUUGACUUCUAGAAGUACAGCUCCAUCCACAACAGCGCCAUCCACUUCUACUAAAAUUACAACAAGUAGUACCUCAUCAGCCACCUCCACUACACCUUCUACCACUUCUGUAAGCACAAAAUCAACUACUUCAUCUACAGCCAGUACCACAGCCACAUCCACAAGUGUUAAAACAUCCCAAAGCUCUUUGACUUCAAGAAGUACAGCUCCAUCAACAAUAGCGCCAUCCACUACUAAAAUUACAACAAGCACUGAGAUUUUUAAAAGUUCAGCAUCAACUUUAGCUAGCACCCCAACUAUAGCGACCCCACCUAAAAGCACAUCAACCUCGACAAGUAUAUCACCUUCUACUGCUUCUUCAAGAGGUACACUUAGAGAUCGAUCAAUAACAACAGUGAGCACUACACAAGUAACUCCACCUUAUUGUUAUGAAGUGAGUUGUCCAGCCGGUUCAAUGUUCAAUAUCAGUCUGCUAGAUUGUCAAGAUGAGCCAAAACCCACAGAUUGUGGAUCUACAAUACGUGUUUACGAUGCAAAAUUCUGUUGCUUUAUUUAUAUCUGUCCAUACUGUACAAGUAGUGAUGGACUACAGCGCGAGGUUGGAGAGGAAUGGUAUGAAAAUUGCCAGGAGUGUAAAUGUACAAAUACUGGUGAAAUAGCAUGUCAACCAACUGCUUGUAAUGAAUCAGAGCCAAUAACAUGUAAUCAGCCAGGAUAUCAAGUCAUGAAGAUUGCAGAUCCAGCGAAUCCUUGCUGUUUAAUUAACCAAUGUUUGUGCAAUAUAAGUUUAUGCCAGGAACCAAUAAGUUCAUGCCCUGAUGGUUUAGAGCCUAUCUUCUCAAUAAAUGGCUGCUGUGUCAACAUUACGUGUGCCCCUAGAACAGCAAGUACUGCAACUACUAGAACAGAGGCCAGGAUUUCAACUACAACCCCUAAGCCAGCAAGUACAGCUGUAAAUACUAGAACUACAGUCAGGAUCUCAACAGCAACAUCUGGAACAGCAAGUACAAAAACUGCAACUACUAGAACAGAGGCCAGGAUUUCAUCUACAACUUCUAAAACCCUAACUAUAAGGAUAUAA
Messenger RNA from Hyla sarda, 13509 nucleotides. RefSeq names its product mucin-2-like. Gene Ontology annotation, cellular component: extracellular matrix. Bases 1 to 13509 code for a protein of 4502 amino acids. The transcript has 39 exons. Lineage: Eukaryota; Metazoa; Chordata; Amphibia; Anura; Hylidae. Gene Ontology annotation, molecular function: protein binding. The record is from RefSeq and is a predicted model, not a curated record.